AUGGAGCAACUAAAGCCUCCAGGAACACUAAAUUUGGAAGGGAAUUUAGCUGAAAACUACAAAGAAUGGAUUCAGUCAUUCGAACUUUAUCUUACCGCAACGGGAAUUGAAGAAAAGUCAGGGAAGGUACAAGUGGCUACUUUUCUGCAUGUCGCAGGCUCUGUACAACGUGUUUAUAAUACUUUUGACAUUGUUGCGGAUGAUAAAGAGAAAAUUGAUGUACUUAAAGAUAGAUUCAAGGGUUACUGUGAGCCGAGAAAGAAUCUCACGUACAUUCGUCACGUUUUCUUUACCCGAAAUCAAGGACCACAUGAAAACAUAGAUAGUUACGUCACGGAUCUAAAGAAUAAAGCUAAACCAUGUGAGUUUGAACAUUUAUCUGAUGGCUUGAUUAGAGAUCGUAUCGUUUGUGGCAUACAAAACGAAGGUUGCCGAGCCCGGCUUCUACGGGAAGCGGAUUUAACAUUAAUAAAAGCAAUAGACACAUGUCGUGCACAGGAAAUAAGCUCACAGCAGCUAAAAUCAUUAAAAUCUACUGAGGAACAUUCGGUGAACGCCGUGAAACAGGUCAGUAAAUCUAGAUAUAGACAAAAUGACAGUCACAAAAAUCAAAGAUCUGUGCAUGUAGAGAGACAGGCUCUAUGUAAAAAUUGUGGCAGAACACAUGGUAAACGGAAUUGUCCAGCGUUCGGUAAAGAAUGUCAUUCAUGCAAUAAGAAGAACCACUUUGCUAAAUAUUGUAUGUCAAAACAAAAGAAAAAAGUAGAUGCAAUUCAGUAUGAUUAUUACGACAGCGAAGAUGAACUUUUCAUUGGAACAGUUAGUGUAGACAGUGUUCAACAGUGUGAAGAAUGGAAAGAAUCUAUGUCAAUAAACAACCAGUGCGUAGUUUUUAAACUUGAUACAGGAGCUCAGGCGAAUAUCAUAUCAGAAAAACUAUUUCGUAAAUUGUCGUUGCCGGAUAACAGGACCGAGAAGACCAAUAUUAAACUUGUAACAUACGAUGGACACAAAAUAUCACCGAUUGGUACUAGAAUGUUAAAGUGUACAUUCAAAGACAGAAAAUACAAUUUGAAUUUUUUCAUAGUACCGACCGAUUCACAGCCAAUAUUGAGUGCCGACACGUGUAGCGAAAUAGGAGCCAUUGUACGAGUGCGCGCCGUAGAUAAACCACUGACAAAAGAAGAAGUAAUAAGUGAUUAUGGUGAAACAUUUAAAGGACUAGGUACAUUGCCUAAAACACAUCAUAUUGAAGUAGAUCCUCUGAUUACGUCCGUAUUUCACCCGCCUCGUAAAAUUCCAGCAGCACUGCGUGAUCAAGUCCGAACAGAAUUAGACCGUAUGGAGAGCCUCGGUGUCAUCGCAAAACAGGACGAGCCGACCGAUUGGGUUCAUAGUAUGGUAGUAGCUAGGAAACCUGGAAAACUACGCGUGUGUAUAGAUCCGAAAGAUUUGAAUCGUGCGAUCAAGCGUGAACAUUAUCACUUAGAAACAAUUGAUGAGAUUGUUGAAAGAUUGCUUAAAGCAAGUGUCUUUUCCCGAUUUGAUGCAACACAUGGAUUCUGGCAGAUUCGUCUUGACGAGGAUAGUUCAAAACUAUUAACUUUCAAUACGCCAUUUGGACGUUAUCGAUACCGUAGAUUACCGUUUGGUAUAAGUUCCGCACCGGAAGUCUUCUCGAAAGCUGUCCGAGAAAUGUUUGUAGACCUUCCGGGGGUCGAAUGUAUCGUUGAUGAUAUUCUUGUUUGGGGAGAAAAUGAUGAACAACACGAUGACCGCGUUCAUGUGUCCGAUCCGCUCCGUAAAUUGCUAAAAGGUGACAUACAGUGGCAUUGGGAUCAUGAGCAACACCAAAGUUUCGAAGAACUUAAGCAGUUAGUAUCGUCAGCUCCCGUGUUACGAUUCUAUAAUGUGAAUGAACCUGUAACUAUAUCAGUUGAUGCAAGCUCAAAAGGUCUUGGAGUUGUACUUCUUCAAAAUAAACAGCCCGUGGCAUACGGAUCCAGAGCUCUCACCGAGACGCAAAGUAGAUAUGCGCAAAUCGAGCGUGAAAUGUUAGCAAUCUUGUACGGUUGCGAAAAGUUUGAUCAUUAUAUUUACGGUCGCCGAGCCGUUAUUGAAACCGACCAUAAGCCGUUAGUUGCAAUCUACGACGAACCGCUUUAUCGAGCUACACCACGUUUACAACGCAUGUUAAUGAAACAACAGCGAUAUGAUUUACGGAUUGUGUACGUUCCCGGAAAACUUAUGUUUAUAUCCGAUGCACUUAGCAGAGCCUAUCUACCGGAUAGCAAUGACAAACUUAUUGAUGAUGAACUUGAUAUUAGUUACAUUGAAAAACAACUACCUAUUUCGUCUAGAAAGAUAGCGGAAAUCAAAGUCGCGACCGAAGCCGAUGAAAAUCUAAGAAAGUUAAGUUCCGUCGUUGUGUCAGGAUGGCCAAACAGUAAGGAAAUGUUACCCGAUGACAUUCAGUCUUAUUGGAAUUUCAGGGAUGAUUGA
This is a messenger RNA of Mytilus trossulus (common blue mussel), 2502 nucleotides long. RefSeq lists its product as uncharacterized. The transcript is spliced from 2 exons. NCBI's taxonomy places the organism in Eukaryota, Metazoa, Mollusca, Bivalvia, Mytilida, Mytilidae. Bases 1 to 2502 code for a protein of 833 amino acids. The record is from RefSeq and is a predicted model, not a curated record.